GGGGGGGGCACACCCCCCUGCACUGGCUGGGAGCGGCCGUGGGUCCGGACGCAGGAGGAGGGUGGGCGAAGAGGGUUGCAACACGCGGCCCACGUUCGACCCCGGCGGCCAGGGUUCGAGUCAUCUAGAGGUCCCCGGAGUCAUGUUGUACCCUGGAACAAGAAAAUGUUAUCUCUGCCUACCAAAUGGCCACAUACAACUAUGUCGUUUCUGUUUUCCUCACUGUGGAUCCUCUUAACUGUGUCAAGUCCUUCCUGGUGUCAGGGCAGUGAAACGACUUCUCCAAAAGCUACUGAUGGGACACCUUUUCCUUGGAAUAAAAUGCGCCUCCCAGAGCACCUCAUCCCAAUCCAUUAUGAUCUCAUGAUUCACGCCAAUCUCACCACUCAGACUUUUGGAGGAACCACAGAAAUUCAAAUUACAGCAAGCCAGCCCACGAGUACCAUCAUUCUGCAUAGUCAUCACCUGCAGAUAUCUAAAGCCAGUCUCAGGAAGGGAGUUGGGGAAAGGCAGUCUGAAGAACCAUUGAGGGUCCUGGAAUACCUGCCUCAUGAGCAGAUUGCUCUUCUGGCUCCACAGCCUCUGGUUCCUGGGCACCUCUACACAGUUGUGAUCGACUACACUGGCAAUCUUUCUGACAGUUUCCAUGGAUUUUAUAAAAGUACCUACAGAACCAAGGAGGGGGAAGUAAGGAUACUUGCAUCAACACAGUUUGAAGCUACCGCUGCCAGGAUGGCCUUUCCCUGUUUUGAUGAACCUGCCUUCAAAGCACGUUUUUCAAUCAAGAUUAGAAGAGAGCCAAAGCAUCUUGCUAUAUCCAACAUGCCAUUGGUUAAAUCUGUGACUCUUGCGGAAGGACUCAUAGAAGACCAUUUUGAUGUCACUGUGAAGAUGAGCACUUAUCUGGUGGCCUUCAUUAUUUCUGAUUUUAAGUCUGUCAGCAAGAUGACCAAGAAUGGAGUCAAGGUCUCCAUAUAUGCGGUGCCAGACAAGAUAAAUCAGGCAGAUUAUGCACUGGAUGCUGCAGUGACUCUUCUAGAAUUUUAUGAGGAUUAUUUCAGCAUUCCAUACCCCUUACCCAAACAAGAUCUUGCUGCUAUUCCUGACUUUCAGUCUGGUGCUAUGGAAAACUGGGGACUGACAACAUAUAGGGAAUCUGCUCUGUUGUUUGAUGCUGAAAAGUCUUCUGCAUCCAGUAAGCUUGGCAUCACCAUGACUGUGUCCCAUGAACUAGCCCAUCAGUGGUUUGGGAACCUGGUCACUAUGGAAUGGUGGAAUGAUCUUUGGUUGAAUGAGGGAUUCGCCAAAUUUAUGGAAUUUAUAUCUGUCAGUGUAACUCAUCCGGAACUGAAAGUUGAAGAGUACUUUUUUGGCAAGUGCUUUAAUGCAAUGGAGGUAGACGCCUUAAAUUCAUCACACCCAGUAUCCACACCUGUGGAGACUGCUGCUCAGAUUCGGGAGAUGUUUGACGAUGUCUCUUAUGAUAAGGGAGCUUGUAUUCUGAAUAUGCUAAGGAAUUAUCUAGGUGCUGAGGCAUUUAAAAGUGGCAUCGUGCAGUAUCUCCGGAAGUACAGUUACAAAAAUACAAAAAAUGAGGACCUGUGGAAUAGCAUGGCAAGUAUUUGUCCUACUGAUGCCACACAAGCAGUGGAUGGCUUUUGCUCUAGUGGACAACAUUCCUCUUCAACCUCACAUUGGCAACAGGAAGGCCUUGAUGUGAAAACCAUGAUGAACACCUGGACGCUGCAGAAGGGCUUUCCCCUGAUAACCAUCACAGUGAGGGGAAAGAACGUGCUUAUGAAGCAGGAGCACUAUAUGAAGGGGUCUGCGGAUGCCCAAGAAACUGGGUACCUGUGGCAUGUUCCAUUGACAUACAUUACCAGCAACUCAGACUCAGUCCAUAGAUUUUUGCUGAAAACAAAAACAGAUGUGCUUAUCCUCCCAGAAGAGGUGGAAUGGAUCAAAUUUAACGUGGGAAUGAAUGGCUAUUACAUUGUGCAUUAUGAGGAUGAUGGAUGGGAUUCUCUGGCUGGUCUUUUAAAAGGAGCACAUACAGCAAUCAGCAGUAAUGAUCGGGCCAGUCUCAUUAACAAUGCAUUUCAGCUUGUCAGCAUUGGAAAGCUAUCCAUUGAAAAAGCCUUAGAUUUAAGUCUGUACCUGAAACAUGAAACUGAAAUCAUGCCAGUGUUCCAAGGGCUAAAUGAAUUGAUACCUAUGUACAAGUUAAUGGAGAAAAGAGAUAUGAUUGAAGUGGAAACUCAAUUCAAGGACUUCCUCAUCAGGCUGCUGCAGAAUCUCAUUGACAAGCAGACUUGGACAGACGAGGGCUCAAUGUCGGAGCGAAUGCUGCGGAGCCAGCUGCUCCUCUUGGCCUGUGUGCGCAAGUACCAACCCUGUGUGCAGAGGGCAGAAGGCUAUUUCAAAGCCUGGAAGGAGAGCAAUGGAAAUAUGAGUCUGCCCAGUGAUGUGACCAUGGCAGUGUUUGCCGUGGGGGCCCAGAGCCCUGAAGGCUGGGAAUUUCUGUAUAAUAAAUACCAGUCAUCACUGUCCAGUACUGAGAAAAAUCAGAUUGAAGUUGCCCUUUGUAUUAGCCAAGAUAAGGAAAAGCUUCAGUGGUUACUAGAUCAGAGUUUUAAGGGAGAUGUCAUAAAAACUCAGGAGUUUCCAGAUAUUCUUCGAUCCAUUGGCAGAAACCCUGUGGGCUAUCAGUUGGCCUGGAAGUUUCUGAGGGAAAACUGGAAUAAACUUAUACAGAAGUUUGAACUUGGCUCAGCUUCCAUAAGCUAUAUGGUAAUGGGGACAACAAAUCAAUUCUCCACACUAGCACGACUUGAAGAGGUCAAAGAUUUCUUCAGCUCUUUGAAAGAAAAUGGUUCACAGCUUCGUUGUGUCCAACAGACUAUUGAAACUAUUGAGGAAAACAUACGCUGGAUGGAUAAGAACUUUGAUAAAAUCAGAGUGUGGCUGCAAAACAAAAAGUCUGAAUGGCUAUGAUGGUUCUUUACUGGUUCCUGUGACCUAAAGUCACCAAAAUGUUGCUGAAAUAUUUUCAAACUAAAGAUGGCUGAUUUGACUCA
Molecule: messenger RNA, 3077 nt
Organism: Erinaceus europaeus (western European hedgehog)
Lineage: Eukaryota; Metazoa; Chordata; Mammalia; Eulipotyphla; Erinaceidae
Gene: ERAP1
Product: endoplasmic reticulum aminopeptidase 1
Exons: 19
Coding region: 166-2994 (942 amino acids)
Biological process (GO): peptide catabolic process; proteolysis
Cellular component (GO): cytoplasm
Molecular function (GO): peptide binding; metalloaminopeptidase activity; zinc ion binding
Source: RefSeq, a predicted model, not a curated record